CCUCAAUAUUCAACCCCGACAACUUGUUGCCCCCAUAUCCGUGUCGGGCGUCGGGUCUGAGCUGUGGCCGCUUUAAACCAAGGCCAGGGGCGAGCAUAGGGUGAUCACCCCUUCGUCCUGCGUAAUCUGGAGUUUAUCCUAGACUUUCCGGCGACUGUCUUGUUGACCUGACCAGACCCCCCGACCUACUCCUCUGCCAGGAGGGUAAGAACCGGCCUAGGCUACUUGUCUACCCUGCUAAACACUUUCAUCCCCAACUAUCGCACUCGGCUCGGAGGCUUUGCCUCGCUCCAAGCAACAUAUCAAUUGCGGCAAAGACAGCCAACACGCUGACCACAUGGCGGGUACAAUCCGAAACCUCUCUAAACCCCUCCCCCGCAAACAUGACCCAUAAUCCGUACAAGGGCAAAGUCGAAUUGUUGGGCGGACCCUCUGGAACUUGGUUGUUCAAGGCCCACGAGGUAUGGAUCGACGGCAAGGCAUACGAGCACCGAGAGUUUGCAUUCAAAGGAGCCCUAGAGCGCGAGGCCAUCAUCUACGCCAGACUUGGGGAUCACGCCCGCAUCACGAAAUGUUUUGGCCUUAGGGAGUUCGCCCCUGGGUCUCAGUCGCUGCAACUCGAACGUGCGUCGGUUGGCUGUGCGCGCCAAUAUACCACGGAUCAUGCCGAUAAACCACCGGCUUUGCACCUCCGGCUGCGAAUGGCUGUCGACUUUGCAGAGGGCGUGGAGUACCUUCAUGAGAAAGGUGUUACUUGGUGUGAUCUCUCGGCCCGCAAUGCUCUCCUCUUCGACAAUUUCAGGGUCAAGCUUUGCGACUUCGGCGGCGCUGUGAUGACGGGCUCCGACUUCGAGGAAAUCCAGUCAUAUGAGUCCCGUUAUGAGACUCCGCUACGAGGUCGAGAGUGGAGCGACGUCCCACCCUUGACGCAGGAGCUCUAUGCGCUUGGGUCAGCUGUCUACGAAAUCACAGAGUGGAAAAUACCGUACGGCGACGUGCCAGAGGAGGAGAUUGAUGCUCACAUUGGUGACGGUAAUCUCCCAGUUCUCACAGAACAAAAUUCCGCGGCCAGCAUUAUAGCCAAAUGCUGGCGGGAGGAAUACCAUUCCGCAUCGGCGGUAGUUCGGGAUUUACAGAUCUGCUUCGAAGAAUCGCAGCCUAGGAUACCGUUGCCGUAG
Phialemonium atrogriseum is the source of this 1178-nucleotide messenger RNA. RefSeq names its product kinase-like domain-containing protein. The coding region runs from base 384 to 1178 and encodes 264 amino acids. The record is from RefSeq and is a predicted model, not a curated record. Gene Ontology annotation, biological process: protein phosphorylation. Gene Ontology annotation, molecular function: ATP binding; protein kinase activity. NCBI's taxonomy places the organism in Eukaryota, Fungi, Ascomycota, Sordariomycetes, Cephalothecales, Cephalothecaceae. The transcript has 3 exons.